AUGUCAGCUCCUCUACUUCCCAUCAGACGACCCACCACCUCCCUCUCCCGCCUCCUCGAAUCCAUUCCCCCUCUCCCGACGCCGACGCCGACGACAACCACGUCGCCAAUCUCAGAUCCUCCUUCGCCCAACCCUAACCCUAACCCUAAACUACCCCCCGAUCUCCUCCCCCUCUUCUCCUCCCUCCUCAUCCACCCUUCCCUACCCCACCUCUCCGCCGCCUUCUCCGCCCUCUCCCUCCUCCGCCACCACCGCCUCGCCUCCCCGCUCCUCCUCCUCCACCCCAUCUCCUCCCUCCUCCACUGCGCCUCCGCCAUUAACGCCCUCCCCGAAGGUCUCCAGCUCCACGCUCUCACCCUCUCCCUCGGUCUCCACCCCCACCCCUCCCUCGUCCCCCGCCUCACCUCCUUCUACGCCGCCCAUGGCCUACUCUCCUCCGCCCACGCCGUCGCCGCCUCCGCCUCCGCCACCGGGUACGUCCUCCCUUGGAACCUCCUCAUCUCCUCCUACCUCCGCCACGGCCUCUCCUCCCACGCCCUCGCCGCGUUCAACGAGAUGCUCCGCAGGGGCGUCUCCCCCGACCGCUUCACCUACCCCUCCGCCCUUAGGGCCUGCGCCGAGCUCUCCGACUUGGAGUCGGGGAGGGAGAUCCACCGCCGCAUCGAGGUCGAGGGCGACGCGCACUUAGGGGUCAACGUGUUCGCGCACAACGCCCUCAUCGCCAUGUACGCGAAGUGCGGUGACCUAGGCGCCGCACGCAAGGUGUUCGACGAAAUGCCCCAGAGGGACAUAGUGUCGUGGAACACCAUAAUCUCCGCCUAUGCGGCGGACGCCACGUGGUACGAGGCGUUCGUGCUCUUCGACCGCAUGCGGACGCUGGGGUUGGAGCUCAACUCCGUGACGUGGAACACCAUCGCCAGUGGGUACAUCCACACUGGCGAUUUUGCGAGGGCCCUGAGAUUGAUCUCUCAGAUGAUGUUUAGUGGGUCGGAUUUGGAUUUCGUUACGUUCGUCAUCGGUUUGAAUGCGUGUUCGCGGGCAGGGUCGCUGCGGUCGGGGAGGGAGCUCCACGGCGCUGCGAUCCGGGCUCGGUGCGAUGGGCUCGAGACCGUGCGCAAUGCGCUGAUAACUAUGUACUCCCGGUGCGGUGACCCGGACCAGGCGCAUGUGCUGUUUCGCUUUUCCGGACCGCGUGGUUUGGUCACCUGGAACGCCAUGAUCGCGGCGUUUGCGGUUGCGGACCGGGCGGAGGGCGCCGCCUCUGUGUUUGCUGAGCUGGCCCGGUCGGGCCUGCGCCCGAAUUACGUCACCGUCGUUACCUACCUCGCGCUGUGCGCCCGUGUGGCAAACCUGCAGCACGGGCGCGAGCUGCACUGCUACAUAGUGAAGGAGGAAGGGUUUGAGGGCUACCGGUUGCUGUGGAACUCGCUGGUCGACAUGUACGCAAAGUCCGGGAGGAUCUCAACCGCCCGUCGGGUGUUCAACGCGAUGAACAACCGCGAUGAGGUUUCCUACACCUCGCUGAUCGCUGGUUAUGGAAUACAAGGUGAGGGGCCUGCUGCGCUGGGACUGUUCGAUGAAAUGGUCGAGAGAAACAUUAGGCCCGACCAUGUCAGCUUGGUGGCCGUUCUCUCUGCGUGUAGUCACUCGGGGCUUGUUUCGGACGGCGAAAAGCUCUUUCGGAGAAUGGUUGAGGAGUAUAAGAUCCGGCCGCGAAUGGAGCACUACUCUUGCAUGGUGGAUCUAUUCGCGAGGGCGGGUUUAUUGAAGAAGGCGGAGGCGAUGCUUGAGCAGGCGCCGCUCCUUCCGACCGCCGCCAUGUGGGCGGCGCUUGUGGCGGCUUCUCAGGUGUACGGAGAUGCGGAGAUCGGGUUAAAGGCGGCGAAUAGGCUUCUAGAGAUGGGUACCGAGAAUUCAGGGCAUUACAUCUUGAUUGCGAACUUGUACGCAGCCCGUGGGUGUUGGGAGGAGCUCGCGAAAGUGAGGAUGAGGAUGAGAGAUAUGGGGGUGAGGAAGGCGCCCGGGUUGGCGUGGGCGGAUAUCGGUAACGGGUUCCACCCAUUUGCAGUGGGGGAUAGGUCGAACCCCCUCGCGCCGGAGAUCUAUGAGGUGCUCGACGAAUUGUCCGAACAGAUGAGAGAUGUGGGGCGAGAUGGCGACGAUUUCUUGGGAUUUUUUGAUGAAUUUUAAAGAGCGGGGGCAGAAUUUGACUUUGUCACAGCAGUAGGGUUGCUCUUGUACGAUACGAAAAAUUGUGCGACAGAGACAAGAUUUUAGACUUGUCUUUGUAUGAUUGGUGGCAAAGAAUGGGCAGAGAAUAUUUUAGAUUUUGGAGACUCGCUUUGUGGGGGAGAAAUAAAUGUUAUCAUAUGUUUAUUUCAUAAAUCACAGCCCCCAACAUGUUUUAUUUCA
This is a messenger RNA of Ananas comosus (pineapple), 2412 nucleotides long. Its product is annotated as pentatricopeptide repeat-containing protein At1g71490-like. The record is from RefSeq and is a predicted model, not a curated record. Lineage: Eukaryota; Viridiplantae; Streptophyta; Magnoliopsida; Poales; Bromeliaceae. Gene Ontology annotation, molecular function: RNA binding; protein binding. Gene Ontology annotation, biological process: RNA modification. The transcript has a single exon. Bases 1 to 2190 code for a protein of 729 amino acids.